Durio zibethinus is the source of this 1641-nucleotide messenger RNA. Its product is annotated as mitogen-activated protein kinase kinase kinase 18-like. NCBI's taxonomy places the organism in Eukaryota, Viridiplantae, Streptophyta, Magnoliopsida, Malvales, Malvaceae. Gene Ontology annotation, molecular function: protein kinase activity; ATP binding. The record is from RefSeq and is a predicted model, not a curated record. Gene Ontology annotation, biological process: protein phosphorylation; signal transduction.
AUACCCAUUUCGGUCCUCAAAAAAACCUCGCCACAAAGAAUCAGAGUAGAAAAAAAAAGGUUAUGAGAGAUGGGGAAACAAAGCAAUACCCAGAAAAUUUCUUGGACUAGAGGGAAGUGUUUAGGCAAAGGCUCCUUUGGUAAUGUAAGCUUGGCAAUCAACGAAUCAAACGGUACCGUUUUUGCAGUUAAGUCCGUUGAUUUAGCGACGUGUCUUCCAAACCAGCUGGAGUCUUUGGGGAACGAAAUUCGGAUCCUACGUUCUCUUUCGUCUCCUUAUGUCGUUGAGUAUCUCGGCGAUGACGUGACCACGUGUGAUUCCCCGACGACGUCUUAUCGGAAUCUUCACAUGGAGUACUUGCCUGGUGGUACCGUUGCCGACGUGACGAUGAUUAAACGCCGGUUGGCUUACAUGGACGAAAGUAUUUUGCGGUGGCAUACGCGGUGCUUAGUUUCGGCUUUGAAGUACGUCCACGGUGAAGGCAUUGUACACUGUGAUGUGAAAGGGAAAAAUGUUUUGGUGGGCCCUGAUUUCACCUCCGUAAAGCUCGCGGAUUUCGGCUCAGCGAUAGAGAUUAGAAAAGAAAGCGCGGGUGACAAGUGCAGAUCCUUGAUCACACCACGUGGAAGCCCUCUCUGGAUGGCUCCGGAGGUGAUGCGUGGUGAGUAUCAAGGACCGGAGAGUGACGUUUGGUCCCUGGGAUGCACCGUCAUCGAGAUGGUCACGAGGAAGCCAGCUUGGGAGGAUCGCGGUUUCAGCUCGCUGAGUCGAAUAGCCAAUUUGGAGGAAUUGCCCGAGUUACCGACGCAGUUAUCCGAACUUGGUAAGGAUUUCGUGGAAAAGUGUUUGAGAAGGGAUCCGAAUCAGAGGUGGAGCUGCAAUCAGCUGCUGCAGCAUUCAUUUAUAGCAACGGCUUCGGAGCCGAAUAUGAUCGGGGAAUCAUCUCCACGUUGCGUGCUUGAUUUCGCCGGCUUGAAUUUUGAAGAUGACGAAAAAAAGGAGAAUUUUGAAGCUUUGGCGAGGGAGAGGAUUGGUAAAUUAGCGACGGAGGGAAGGGUAAUUUGGGAAUCGGAUGGAUGGGUGGCGGUUAGGAGUUACGCUCGUGAAUCAGGUGUCAAUUGUGAGGAAGGCACAAGUACGGAAUAUCCGGAGUUGAUGAUGACAUUGAAGGAAACGGAAGGGACAAGUUCGGUAUAUUGGGGUUCAAUGGGGAUUAGGCAAGGAAAUGAAAGGACAAUUUUGGAAAUUUACGAUUGUUCUGAAGCUAGUAACUCAGAUGAGUGGCAGUGUGGUAAUUACGAUGAUUUGAGAGGGUUAAAAUUGUCGAGUGGUGUGCUAGGGUGCGGUGGGUGGCGGUGCAAGUACUUGGCUGGCUCGAGUUGUCGGUGCGGGUCACAAAAGGUGGAGUCAGCGGUGGAGAGGGGAGAGUUGAGACUCUACAGUUCUAAUAGGUUGCUGUUUUUCACGGAUGGCUUCUUUGGUGACUCGGAAGUAAAGGUUCAUGGUAGCUACAGAGUUUUUCAACGCUUUAUGGUAGUUUUGGAUGCAUCCUCUUCAUUGUCUCUCCUAGAACAAUAUGCUUUGUCAACAAACGACACGGAAAUUUUCAAAUAUGAAAUGCCAACUAAUACUUCAUCUUGA